AUGUUCGUGAAGCUCAUCACCAUCAUCUUCUUCUUCGUCAGUCUACUCUCUCAACUCCAAAAAUUCUCUUCCCAGUCUCUCUAUAACUUCACUUACAAUGGCUUCUAUCCUCCACUGACUGCUAACAUAACCCUCCAAGGGAUCGCCACCGUCACACCCACCGGUCUAUUAAAGCUAACCAAUUCAACGAAGGAUGAAACGGGUCACGCGUUCUAUAACCAACCACUUCGGUUCAAAGACUCUCCAAACGGCCCCGUCUCUUCCUUCUCCACAACGUUUGUUUUCGCCAUAGACGCUGAGUUCAAGACACUUAGCGGCCACGGCUUUGCCUUUGUUGUGGCUCCUAUCUUCGUCCUCCCGGAAUUCAAUUCCAGUUCCGGACUCCUUGGGCUCUCCAACCCCAAUAUCGCACAUAAUGAAACAUUUCAUAUAUUCGGUGUUGAAUUAAAAACUAUUCAGAAUACCGGAUACACUGAUAUGAAUGAUAACACCAUCGAUAUCGAUGUGAAUGGCUUGUAUCCAGUGAAAAGUUCACGUGCGGGGUACUGGGACGAGACAGGUCAGUUUAAAAACCUUACUUUGAACAGUGGUGGGCGGAUGCAGGUUUGGGUUGAUUAUGAUGGUGUUACCAAUCAGAUCAAUGUAACAAUGGCUCCUUUUAACCAUGACAAACCUAUAAAACCUCUUGUCUCUACUGUCUGGGAUCUAGCCCCGGUUCUUUUGCAAGAUAUGUUCGUAGCUGAAGGGGAAGGCUCCCCCGUUAGCCUUACAAAGACUUCCAAAAUUUCUAGAGUCGCAGUACAAGACAAGAGGAAUCUCACCGUUUACGUCCGUUUUUAUUUCAGUGUCAGUUCCCCUUAUGUUUAUCGCUUCGCUCAUCUUCCUUGUGUGCUUCAUAUUAAGGGGGAGGAGAAAGUUUUCGGAGAAGCUGGAAGAUUGGGAAACAGAAUUCAGGAAGAACCGACUGAAGUUCAAAGACUUGUACUAUGCCACCAGAGGAUUCAAUAA
Messenger RNA from Eruca vesicaria subsp. sativa (arugula), 1008 nucleotides. Lineage: Eukaryota; Viridiplantae; Streptophyta; Magnoliopsida; Brassicales; Brassicaceae. The record is from the annotation of a GenBank genome assembly.